CAUGCUGCAGCGCUUGUCCUCGUCAGCGCUCCGCCGGGCCGUGGUCCCGCGCGCGACCUUCGCGACCCAGAGCGCCCGCUACCCCGACUUGAUCACGGGCGACGCCUACAACAACGUGAGCGAGUCGAUCGCGGCCAAGGUCGGCGUCAACCUGCACUGCCAGCCGCACCACCCGCUCAACAUCAUCAAGACCAAGAUCGCGACGUACUUUGACGAUCUCCACGCCAAAGGCCACCCCAAGAUGCAGCUCUUCGACUCGCUUUCGCCGGUUGUCUCGGUCGACGACUGCUUUGACCAGAUGCUCAUUCCAAAGGACCACGUGAGCCGCAAGCCGACGGACACGUACUAUCUGAACCCGACGACGCUCCUCCGCACGCACACGUCGUGCCACGAAGUGCCCAUGCUGCGCAAAGGCAUCAAGAACUUCCUCGUCGCCGGCGACGUCUACCGCCGUGACGAGAUUGACGCAAGCCACUACCCGGUCUUCCAUCAAAUGGAAGGUCUCCGAUUCUUCCCCGAGCUCGACCCGACGACGCCGUACGACGACCGCGUUGCGCACGUCCAGGGCCACCUCAAGGCGACGCUGGAAGGCAUGGUCGAAGCCAUCUUUGGCAAGGUCGAGAUGCGCUGGGUCGACGCGUACUUUCCGUUCACGGAGCCGUCGCUCGAGCUUGAGAUCUUUUUCGAGGGCGAGUGGCUCGAAGUACUUGGCUGCGGCGUCCUUCGGCGCGAGAUCGCCGAGAACGCGGGCGUCGUCAACGAGGUCGGUUGGGCGUUCGGCCUCGGCCUCGAGCGCCUCGCGAUGGUGCUCUUUGACAUCCCGGACAUUCGCCUCUUCUGGAGCCAGGACCCGCGCUUUCUGAGUCAGUUCCAAGACGGCGUCAUCACCAAGUUCAAGCCGUACAGCAAGUUCCCGCCGUGCUACAAGGACGUGAGCUUCUGGCUCGGCCCCGACUUCCACGAGAACAACUUGUACGAGAUCGUGCGCGACAUUGCCGGCGACAUGGUCGAGAAGGUCGAGGUCGUCGACGCCUUCGUGCACCCCAAGACGCAGCGCGAGAGCAAGUGCUUCCGCAUCACGUACCGCCACCACGACCGCAACCUCACCAACGAAGAAGUCGACGGUCUCCAGCUCGUCGUGCGCCAAGAGCUCGUCAAGCAGCUCGCGGUCGAGCUCCGCUAAUAGGGACGACCCACGUCGUCGCUCUAGAAUGCAUUUCGUCUUGCUCGACGUUUGCC
Messenger RNA from Saprolegnia parasitica CBS 223.65, 1239 nucleotides. RefSeq names its product phenylalanyl-tRNA synthetase. NCBI's taxonomy places the organism in Eukaryota, Oomycota, Saprolegniomycetes, Saprolegniales, Saprolegniaceae. The annotation marks the transcript as partial. Gene Ontology annotation, biological process: phenylalanyl-tRNA aminoacylation. The transcript is spliced from 4 exons. Gene Ontology annotation, cellular component: cytoplasm; mitochondrion. Gene Ontology annotation, molecular function: tRNA binding; ATP binding; phenylalanine-tRNA ligase activity. The record is from RefSeq and is a predicted model, not a curated record.